AUCUUCCUCUCUCUUCUUCAUCUUCCCUCUCUUCUCUCUUUCUUAUUAAAUCCUUCACACCCUCUCUCUUUCAAAGAUUUUCCUCUCUAAACACCGUUCACAACCAUUUCUCUUAUGGCAUCUUCUUCUGGUACCUUAGACACUACUUCUGCUUCCAAUUCUUAUACCAAUAACUUCACUUUCUCGACACACCCAUUCAUGACCACUUCUUUCUCUGAACUCUUAGCUUCUUCCGCUGAAGACAAGCCUCGUGCUUCUGCUGCUGCUGUUGGUGUUCCUAAGUUCAAGUCUACACCACCACCGUCUUUGCCUCUCUCUCCACCACCCAUUUCUCCUUCUUCUUAUUUCGCUAUUCCUCCUGGUUUGAGCCCUGCUGAACUUCUUGAUUCCCCUGUUCUUCUUAAUCCUUCUAACAUUUUGCCAUCUCCAACAACGGGGGCAUUUGUUGCACAUAACUACACUAAUUGGAAGAACAACAACAAUUCUGGUGGGAACCAACAACAAGUUAUCAUCAAAGAGGAAGAAGGAAAGAACAACAAUUUCUCAAACUUCUCUUUCCAAACCCAGCCAACUAUGUUUCAAUCCUCAUCAACUGCCACAACUCAAACACAGCAGCCAUGGGGAUUUCAAGAAUCCAACAAGAAACAGGAAAAUUUGUCAUCAUCAAAAACUGUGAUGAAAACUGAGAACACUUGUUCCAACCAAAACAACAAUGGGUUCCAAUCAGAUUACAGCAGCAACAACAAUUACCAGCCACAAUCCCAGACUCUAAGCAGAAGAUCAGAUGAUGGUUACAAUUGGAGAAAAUAUGGUCAGAAACAAGUGAAAGGUAGUGAGAAUCCAAGAAGUUACUAUAAAUGCACAUUCCCAAAUUGCCCAACAAAGAAGAAAGUUGAGAGAUCCUUGGAUGGACAAAUCACAGAGAUUGUUUAUAAGGGUACUCAUAAUCACCCUAAGCCUCAGAACACUAGGAGAAACUCUUCAUCUUCUUCUAAUUCUGCUGCUUUUGCAAUUGCUCCCUCCAAUCAAAUGAACAACUCUGAGGUGACUGAUCAUCAAUCUUAUACACAUGGUAGUGGGCAAAUGGAUUCUGUUGCCACCCCUGAGAACUCCUCAAUUUCAGUUGGGGAUGAUGAUUUUGAACAAAGCUCUCAGAGGUGUAAAUCAGUUGGAGAUGAAUAUGAUGAUGAUGAACCUGAUGCCAAAAGAUGGAAAAUUGAAGGGGAAAAUGAGGGAAUAUCAGGAGGUGGAAGUAGAACAGUGAGAGAACCAAGGGUUGUGGUUCAGACAACAAGUGACAUAGAUAUCCUUGAUGAUGGCUACAGAUGGAGGAAGUAUGGCCAGAAAGUAGUUAAGGGCAAUCCAAAUCCAAGGAGCUACUACAAGUGCACACACCCAGGUUGUCCAGUGAGGAAGCAUGUAGAGAGAGCCUCACAUGACCUGAGGGCAGUGAUAACAACCUAUGAAGGCAAACACAACCAUGAUGUCCCGGCCGCCCGCGGCAGCGGAAGCCAUGCCUCCGUCAACAGACCAAUGCCAAACAACCACCACAACAAUGCAAGCAUUGCAAUUAGGCCUUUACCAUCAAUGACACACCACAACAACAACAACAGCACUAACAACACUACUUCCCUUCAACAAGGGCCAGAAGGACAAUCACCCUUCACACUUGAAAUGCUUCAGAACCCUUCAAGCUAUGGAUUCUCAUCUUCUGGGUUUGGGAAUCCGAUGGGUUCUUACAUGCCUCAGCAACAGCAACAACAGCAAUCUGACAAUGUGUUUUCUUCCAGAGCCAAGGAGGAACCUAGGGAUGACAUGUUCCUUGAAUCUUUGCUAUGCUGAAGCAAAAUUCAUUCAUAUAUAUAUACUUUUUGGCUUAGUUUGGAGGGGUUAGGAUUAUAUUAACAAAAUAAACUCAGGUUCAUUUCAUUUAUUGCAUUUUUUAGUUUGUUUUUUGUUGUUGUAUAUUUUACACAGCCACAGCCCAUAGGAUUGGUAAUAGUGUAUAUUUUUUAUAUUUGUUGUAUGUUACAAAAUGUUAUGUUAAAAAUUUUUUGAUUAAUUUAAGGGCCAGAAAAAUGGUCUGAAAUUAAUCUUUUUUUUUUUGUA
Messenger RNA from Arachis stenosperma, 2109 nucleotides. Its product is annotated as WRKY transcription factor WRKY24-like. NCBI's taxonomy places the organism in Eukaryota, Viridiplantae, Streptophyta, Magnoliopsida, Fabales, Fabaceae. The coding region runs from base 115 to 1842 and encodes 575 amino acids. Gene Ontology annotation, biological process: regulation of DNA-templated transcription. The transcript is spliced from 5 exons. The record is from RefSeq and is a predicted model, not a curated record. Gene Ontology annotation, molecular function: DNA-binding transcription factor activity; sequence-specific DNA binding.